AUGUCUUUAGAUAGAUUUGAUAAAGGAGAUAUUAGUAAUUAAGAAGAUCAAGAUGAAAAUAUUGCAUUAACUUAGAAAAAUAUUCAACAAACUAAAUAAGAUAUCAGAAAAAGCAAAAUAAGCUUGAGAAUUAGCAAAGCAUAAAUUGCUCAAGCAAGUUAAAUUAAUGUUUAAUAAUCAUAACUCGAUCUUAAUGGGAAACAAACUUUAUUGUAAAUUAGACCUAGCACAAUAUAUGAUUAAGGCUUAUAUCAACAUAAUCCUGAAGAUGUUUAUACUCCUUAAGAACAUGCCGAAGCCAUACAACAUAUUUAGGAAUUUGUAAAGGCUACAAAUAAUUUGAAUGAUAAUUUGCCAAUUUAUGAUAUUGUUAAAGAAUAUUGCAAAAAUAGAAAAAAUAGAUAGCUUCUUAUUUUAAAUGAUUUUCACCUGUAUUUGAGAGAUGCUUAUAUGGCUAAAUUUGGAAAAUAAUAAACUAUUCUAGAAAUAAUCUAUUAAAUAUCUCUUGAAAAGGAUUUUUGCGAUGAAUUGGCUUUGCUAGGAGGGCUAAUUGAUGAGGCGUUUGUCUUUUUACAAACACAUUUAAAAAGUUACAAUAAAAUUGAUGUAGAUGAUUAUUAUAAUAGAUAAAACAAAGAUUCACUCAAUCAACAUAAUGUAGAAAUUAUAGACAGUGCUACGCUAUUAAAACUUGAUCUCUGGAUAAGAAUUAUUUCAAAUUUUUGUAAGAACGAUCAAGUUAUUGAUUAUGUAGCCAAUAAUAAAGAAGACUUUAUCAAAUAUAUGCUAGUUUUUCUACAGAACAUAGAUACUGUUAUAAAAAAGAAUCCAAAUCUAUCAUCUAUUAAUUCAGUAAUCAUAGCUUCAACAGUAAAGACAGGGGUUUUGGAAGCUAUGUUUUUAGUGACUUAAAUUGAUGAAAUGAAGAGAAAAGUUAUAUUUAAUCAAUAGUAUUUUAGUGCUAUUUAUUUAAACUUGUUAAAGAAAACAUCGAAUCAGACUAUUUUUUCUAAUUUGUGCAAACUUAUGUCUUAGUUAGCUCAAAGUGAUAAGUUUCCUAUCCAUAUUUUAGGACUUAAUAUCAUUGAAGACUUUUUGUUGAGCUACAUGAUGAGAACUAUCUAUAAUGUAGGAUUACCUAAUAGUGAUCCAUAAGAUACUUCUUAAUCUUUAUGGAGCUCUAUUCAAUAAGAAAGAGAGAGCAGAUAAAACUUUUUAGCAGAAGUAUGGCUAGCAAGAACAUUUUUUUAUUUAACUACUAAUUCUCAUCAAAGGAAAUUGCUUAUGAAAUCAAUAAAUGGAUAUGAGGAUCAUGUUUUAUUUAGGUUUUUGUUUAAGUGUUUUUCUAAUAAUUUGUUUGAAGCUUAGAUUUACAUGUUAUUAGGUUUGACACAAUUAGCACAAAAGGAAUAACUUCAAGCAACUAAAGAUUAUCAUAAACAAAUUGUCAUGUACAUUUACCAAUAGUGCGAAUAAGUUUACAUAGAAAAAGAUGCUAAAGAUGAUAAAUAAAAGAUGCUAAUUACUAUUUUAAUGACAAGAUUUAUUAAAUUUUUGAACUUUAAUAAAUAAGAAAUUGAGAAAAUUUUAGAGUUGAUGAAUGUAAAAUUAAAUAACUCAUUAAAAGUUCCUGGCACAAUAACUGAACCAGUUAUUGUAGAUUAAUAUUUGUUAUAGUAAAUGUAAACUAAAAAAACUAAGAAAUAUGAAUAGAAUGAUGAAGUGUAUUAGAAAGAAGUAAUGGGAUAUAAUGUUUAAGGACUUGUAAUUUAAGAGAGACCAUAUAACGAUAGUGUAGAUUAUUCUAGGCUUAUUAGUGAGAUGAGUGAAGGAGACUUUGAAGAUUCGCUUUUAGAAGAUUAAAUCUAUCAUUUAAGAUUAAAUUUUUCAUCAAAAAAUAAUCCUAUCGAAAAUAAAAAAACAGCAAAUAUUAAAAAAAAAGAAAUUUUUGAUAGUGAAAAUUAAUUAUUUAACUUUGAAAAAUUAUUUUAUUCUAAGUACAAAAAUCAAAAUGAGAAUGAAAUCAAAAAGCAAAAUUAACAGUAACUUUUAAACAAUAGUUUUUUGAAAGAAUAAUAAAUGCUUAUCGAUUAAAAAAAAUACAUAACCAAAGAAGAAUAAGCACUUAAUCAAGAAAGCAUUUCAUUUGGUUUAACUCCUAUGGCAAGAAAUUAAGCAUAGAUUAAUCCAGCAAGUUUUAAUAUAAGUGCAAUUUAAAAUGAUAAAGACAUCAAAAGUAAUAACUAAUCCUACGAAUUAAUAAAAUAAGACUUGAACAUAAUGAAUAGCAAUUAAAAAGGUAAUCCAUCUAAAUUUAAAUAAAACGCAUAAAAUCAAUAAUCACUAAGUAGUAUUUAAGAUAUUAAAAAUGAAAAUGAAAUUAUAGAUAAAAUCAACAAUAUUAGCUAAAAUAAUUAGUUAGAAAAUUAAUUUAUUUAAUAACCUAUAAGUGAAAAUAUAAAUUUUAAUAAAAGAAAAUCAUCAUUAAACACUUAAAAAUAUCCUAAGCAAGUUAAUCAAAUAAUUGAAAAAUAAGAUUAAAUACCUUUAUAUCUGAAUGAAAAAAAAUAAUGUUUUAUGUUUCAUUAGCAUUAUUAAAGGAGAUGUGAAUACUGUUAAAGUAUUUUUUAUUCAUUUUUCGAUCAACCUAGCAUAUUAGUAGAAUAGUGGAUAUUUAAUUCCUAAGAUUGUUCUUUUGAUGAUGUUUUUUAGAUUGACUUCUUUUAUGAAAAUUUUAUUUAGAUAAUUCAUAGUUUGUUUUACUUUUCGAUGGUGGUAAAAGGAGAAAUACCAUUUAGCGUAUUAAAGUAAACUUGUAUAGUUUUAGCAGAUGAAAAUAAAAUAUACGCUGAUAGAAGAUAUAAAGCAGCUAUUAUAUUACUCCUUUCUCAUAUUGUUAAAAUAAAUCCUUCUUAUGUUAGCAGACUUAUUUAGAUUAAUUUUUUAAGCGUUUAAGAUUUUAUUCUCACUCAAUUUCUUAAUUGCUUUGGGUAUAAGACUUUCAAUUUAAUAAAACUUAUAAAAAGAGGUACAGGAACUGUAAAUAAAUAACCUAUUUUCGAAUAAGUUCAAAGAAGAGGCAGCAAACUAUCUUCACUUAAUGAAGAGGAUCUUGAAGGAGAACAAAAAGAUAAUAUAUAUGAGAAUUUUUUAGUUCAAAGCACUCUUUAGCUUGAAUUUGAUGGAACAUAAUUUAAUGCAAGUGAAGUUACUUUAUCUGUUAAGCAGUCAGCCGAAUUUUUAAAAUAAAAUCAAGACAAAGAAAUAGAUAAUCCUGAGCACUUAUAAAAAGAAAAUUACACAGAUUAUUACCUCUAAUUACAUUCCAUUUAGCAUAUACUUGACUUAUCUUAUAAAUUGUUUAAGUAUGCAAUCAAAUAAAAAAAUGAGUUGGUUUUGGAAGGAGCUCCUAAUCUAAUUGAGUAGCUCAUUUACUUAUUGAUAUUUUUCAAUGAUAUUAAUUCUUACGAAUACCCAAGGAUUCCCUUUUAUAUUAAUACAAAAUGUUGGAGAUAGAAUAAAUUAUUGAUUUAAAAAGGGUUUUCGAACGUUGUAAAUAUAAUCAAAUAAUUUUUAAUUCAGAAGCAAGUUGUAACGGAGUAUUACAAAAUACAAUAAAAUAGCCCUCAUUUGUUAGAUAUCAUAAAGAUGGCAGAAUUCUUCCCUUCUUUUAAAGGAUGCAUUCUUCUUUUUUAAAUAGUAUAUUACAUAUAUAAAUACAAAUCAGUUCAGAGGAAAAGUUUUGAUAACUAUGAUCUCUAAUGCUUUUGUGCAGGUCUUAAGUCCUCAGCUUUAGCUCAAAAAUUGCAUUUAGAAUCAAAGAAAAAAUUAUUAAGUUAUGAUGUAAAAAUGCUCUAGAAAUUCUUGAAGAACAGAAACGAUGAAUAAAAUGUUGGAAGAAUUUUGAAGUUUUAAAUAAUAUGUUUAUAGUUUUUCUGUUCUUUUUAAGGAUAAGAAAUGCUUAAAACUAUUAAAAAAGAAGGAUAUUAAAACUUAGAGCUAUACCUUUCGGAAAUUUUCACAAUUUUAGAAUUAUGUAAAAAACUAUAAUUUAUAAUUUAUAAGAAUAAUCUGAAUGUAUAAUCGAUGCAAGAUCUUGUGAUAAAUGGUCAGAAAAUUGAAAAUUAGGUAUAAAAUGAAAAUAUUAAAGAUGACAACUCUCAGUAAUACAAAACCGUUGGUAAUCUGGAAAACUUAGUUAAUGAUUUUCAAUCAUCACUGAUGCUUUUCUUAAGCAUGCUCUGUGAAUAUAGAAAUUUUUCUGACACCAUCCUUUCUCAUCAAACUUUUUAAUAUAUAAUGAAAAAUAUAAAACACUUAAAUUUAUCUAAUGAAGCAUAGUUUUGUUUUACUGGCACAAUCCAUUCUCUGGCAAAAACUAAUGCUUGUCUUGAUAACCUCUAAAAAUAAUAUAAAGAAUUUUCUAAAGAUUUAACGCUGCUACUCUAUUAAGGAAGAAUCAAUAAGAAUAAUUUGAUGCCAUUGUUUAGAAGUGUAAGAAUAUUAUUGUAAAAUCGUCAUCAAGAUUCAUAAUACUUCAGGGAAAUGAUUCCAAAGCUAAGAGAGUAUGCAGAGAUAUCUUAAAAUAAAAACAAAGAUUUUAAAAAGUUAGAGGAAAAUUUGGGAAACCUAAAUAUCAGCUAAAUUAACUAAAAUGCUGAAAAUAAUAUCAAUUAACAAUAGAAAAUAAAAUCAUAAGAAAACAAUUAGAGUUUUAUAAAUCAACAAAGUUUUGUAUAGAUGCUUCAUGUAAAUGGCAAAAAGCCUGUUGAAUCUUUCUUGGAUAAUGACGAAAUGACUUUUCUUUAAAACAUGAAAGACGAGAAUGAGUCAGCUGUUUAAAAUGUUAAUGAAACUGUGAGUAUAUUAAAUAAAAAUAAAAAAUUAUAAGAUAUGAGUAAAGUUGAAAAAAAAUAAUUCUUUUAAGAAAUGUUUGUAAAAGAAUCCAGACUUCUUUUAAAACUGUUAGUUGUUAUAAGUGAGAAUGAACUUAAACAAAAAAUUAAAGACAUGUAAUUAAAUAAAGAGUUUAAAAUAGAUGAAGCAGGAACUCUUUCUAAAAAAACUCAAAAGCAAUAAAUUGAUUAUGAGGAAAAAAAGAAAAAUAUAAUAUAACUCCCUCAUAAUGAAAGCUCAAUAUAUGGAUAUGAUGUAAAAGUAAACUACGAACUGCCUUUAUCCAGAGUUCCAGACUUCUAUAAAAAAAGUGCUUAUGAACUUUAUGAAGAGAGAAAAAAGUUAAAAGAAAAAUAAUAGAUGAGAGAUAAUGAGCCUAUCCCUAUUAUUCAAUUAAAAGAUGAUUCAGAUAGUACACUAAUUAGAAUAAAAAAUGCUUAAAUUAAUGAUAUAUUUGAAAAAAAACCUGAAUUCUUACAGGAAAAGCAAUCAAUUUAAGGUUAGUAAAAGCAUUUCUCAUAAAAGGGAUUUUCUUAAGAACCAAAUAAAAAUAGGUACAGUGCAUAAAGUUUAUAAGAAAGUAAUGAUUUUAAUAAAUAAAAUGGAUAGCAAGUUGAAAGCUUAGCAAAAUUUAUGAAGCAACAGCAAGAAAAGUAAUACUACAAUAAUGCUAAUUCCAAAAAUAUUUUACCAGCAGAUUUCAGUAGUUUAAGUUCUAUUUAGCAGUUAAAUAAAAAGGAAAUUAACUUUUAAUUAAAUUAAAAUGCAUCUUAGUAAAUGUUUAAAUAGUAAAAAAACUAAUCAUCUAAUAUCCUUUCAAAUGAUUAUUCAGUUCUAAAAAGUACAGGUUAAAAUAUUUUACUAGAUGUUGAUGAAGUAUAUAAAAAAAUGUAUUAAAAAAAAUUAUUUUAAUGA
Messenger RNA from Tetrahymena thermophila SB210, 5811 nucleotides. RefSeq lists its product as hypothetical. NCBI's taxonomy places the organism in Eukaryota, Ciliophora, Oligohymenophorea, Hymenostomatida, Tetrahymenidae. The transcript is spliced from 11 exons. The record is from RefSeq and is a predicted model, not a curated record.